Helobdella robusta is the source of this 2178-nucleotide messenger RNA. RefSeq lists its product as hypothetical. Gene Ontology annotation, cellular component: endoplasmic reticulum; Golgi apparatus; basolateral plasma membrane. Lineage: Eukaryota; Metazoa; Annelida; Clitellata; Rhynchobdellida; Glossiphoniidae. Gene Ontology annotation, biological process: lipid transport; lipoprotein metabolic process. The record is from RefSeq and is a predicted model, not a curated record. Gene Ontology annotation, molecular function: lipid binding. The transcript is spliced from 15 exons. The coding region runs from base 1 to 2178 and encodes 725 amino acids.
AUGAAAGAAAGACAUCGAACACAAAAUGAUCAGCCACUAGACGUGGAAGUGACCUCCCAUUCAAUUGGUCAUUACGAAUUCACCGACGACAAGUUGGUCAAAAGGUUUGUAGCUGAGGAAGUUCAGAACGUCAGUCCAGUCAUCAGAGCUUUCCAGUCAGCCGUCGUCACCGCCAGACAAGAGAUAACACUGGAAGGUUACGCCGAUGAUGAAACUGUUCUUACCGACACCUUUGAUUCAAUAAUUCUUGAUUUCGGUGUAAAAUAUUUUUACCAUUCUCAGUUAGCGCAAUUUGUGAAGAAGCUAAGAAAAGGUUUCAAUAAAGUUGGAACUAUCGAGAAUUCACGCUCCUUCAUUAAACUCGUCAAAUGCUUCAGAGAAGCCAAUAAUGAAACCAUUGUUGAAGCGGUUCUAAAAAUGAAGAAACAUUUCGCAUACUACAAGAUCUUAUUGGAUGCUGUGUGUGUGGCUCAAACUUUUUCAUCUUACAAAGCUCUCAUGACUCUCGUCGACUUCAAAGAUGAAAGCAACAUUUUAUUGGAGAAGAUACUUUUCUCUCUGUCACUGGCGACUUACCCACCAGAAGAGUACAUUGCAUUUUUAUUGGGUUUGAUCAAGCACCCUUUUAAAGACUCCAGACUAUAUGAAGCAGCUUUGAACACAUUAGGAGCUCUCCUACAUACCAUGAAAAAACAGACACAUCAGAGCAACAAUAUGCUUGUGCAUAACGUGGAGAAAGUUCUGCUGCAAAAACUUAACGACUGCGACAACCGGACAUCAUCGCCAUCUUCUUCAUCAUUAGCAUCGUGUCAGGAAGUUCUGCUGAGGUGUUUGGGAAAUAUGGGCUUUACUAAUUCUGUUUCGAAAAUUAUGGAAGUUGUUGAAUCAUCUGAAGUUGCCUCCGUAUCUGAAACAGGCCUGAAAGCUUUAAGACAUGUUGACGAUGCAGAAAUCGAAAAAUUGAAAGAGAGACUAAAGAAUAUUUUUCAACAAAAAAUAAAAAAAUAUGAAUUGCCAGCGCGAAGUGAGGCCUUCCAACUUCUCUUACGCACAGAUCUAACUGAAGAAGACGUAGAAGACAUUUACGCGGUGUCACUUGACCCGUCUAAUCAGGAAUUUGGAUCUUUCAUUCAAUCAAAAUUAGUCGAUGCUUCAAAGACUGACGAACGUUUAAGAAAUGUCAUCCGGAAAGUACAAAAGAACAAUGUUCUCAACAAUUACGAUACCAUGACACGAAAGGGUAGCUCUCUCUUUUUUUCAUCAUCCUUUCUAGACAGUCCGCCAAUAACUUACAGCAUGUACGUUGAAAACGGAAAAUCACAUAUUGUUAGACGAUCUGGCAUGUCGGUUGAUUUGCAUUUAACAGAGGAGCCAGAUCUUUAUUUCCCAACAUCUAGAGAACCUGAUGAUAUAUAUCAGCAACAACGAGAGAUUAAACACAGAUUCAAAAAAAAUUUGCAGUUUUAUAAGUUUGAGUUGUUUGCCACUGGAAUGGAAGCAUUGUUAGGAGAGAAACAGGAAGAUGAUAACAACAAUGAACACAAGAUUAAAGAACCAAUAGGCUAUUUUCACUACGAUUCAGCAGGCUUGUCGCUAGACAUCAUGGGUGUAUCUAAUAGACCAACCAUAUUCUUCAAAAGUCAAGGAGAACUCAUGUCUGCACUUUGGAACGCACCUUCCGAACUCACUUCUGCUUUUCAAGUCAAUAUUUUGCUACACGAUCAUCAUCAACGGAUCCAACUGGAGAACGGUAUGACGGUCAAUUUGGUUGUCAUCGGCAGUAUCUCACUCGAUCUCUCCGGCUCUCUUUUAUACAGUAUCUGGAAUAAAAAUGCACAGUCACUGAUAAGAAACACUGUUUCCUAUAGUUUAGACACUGAACUUGAAUUGGUUGACACAAAAGAUACAAUUAAACUUAACCGGAGACAAGACAUACAAACCGCCAUCGACUUUAUGACGGAUGUUAACUUUUCGGAUGCGACCGAGAUGUGCUUGACCAUGUUCACCUCGUCCGCACCGGAUUUAAGGUACGAAAUCAAUACAUAUGAAUGUUUAGAUGGUUGUAAAAAGCCAUUUAAAACAUCAUAUAAGCGAGCGGUGACUUAUCAGCCUCAGUGUUAUGCACUACCACCCAAGAACUAUCAACUUUGUAAUUCGAUGUUCUACUCAAGCCAGUAA